AUGUCAACAACUAACAAAAUAGUACGCGUACGGAAACACAUGGAACAACUGAGGAUUGAAGCAGGCGUUGAGAGAAUCAAGGUAUCCAAAGCUGCUUUAAACCUUAUGAAUUACUGGGAGCAGCAUGUCCGAAGUGACCCACUGAUUCUUGGAGUUCUGACUUUGGAGAAUCCUUUCAAGGAAAAGAAAUCCUGCAUCAUCCUCUAG
Molecule: messenger RNA, 207 nt
Organism: Chiloscyllium plagiosum (whitespotted bambooshark)
Lineage: Eukaryota; Metazoa; Chordata; Chondrichthyes; Orectolobiformes; Hemiscylliidae
Source: RefSeq, a predicted model, not a curated record